Helicoverpa armigera (cotton bollworm) is the source of this 1379-nucleotide messenger RNA. RefSeq lists its product as uncharacterized. Bases 38 to 673 code for a protein of 211 amino acids. The transcript has 4 exons. The record is from RefSeq and is a predicted model, not a curated record. NCBI's taxonomy places the organism in Eukaryota, Metazoa, Arthropoda, Insecta, Lepidoptera, Noctuidae.
UCUAAAAUUGCACUUUAGUCUGAAACAUCAUUUCAACAUGACACCUUUUCUUAUCCUUCUCGUUAUAACCCUGGUGAAUUGCGAAGGUAUUGGCAAUGGUACUAACUGUGAUGGCUUCCAGGCCAACUUUAAUUUGAAGGAUGUGAUCGGAGAAUGGCAGGUGGUGGCUAUUAUUCCUGAAAAAUUGUUCCCUGAGAAACAGGUUACGUGUUAUAAGGUGGAGAUUAGUGAAACUGAUGGGGCUAGCCUAAGAUGGCUGAUAAACAAAACAGUGGAAUCUCCCAAGAAGCUGAUGCCCAAAGAUUCAAACGGAUUCAUAGUGCGACAGAGGUACCACACGGAGAACCCAUUCGAUGUCUGGUCCAAAUCUAUAGAAGGAGUCAACGGAUGCUUCCAGCAAGUCAUCUCGUUGGAUAUUGGCAAGAAUGAUAUACAUAAAGCCCUAAAACAUGACGCGAUGAUGCAGCUCCAUCUCCUGCAAGUGGAAGGAUCGAAGCCGUUUUUAAUGCAAAUGCUUUGGGGAAGAAUGAUUGCAGUUGUCAUCUAUCGACGAAAACCGGGGGUAACUCAAGACGAACUGAAACCUGUGUUUGAACUCAUAAACAUGUUACGUGGACCUCAGAGAUUACCGAAGAUUUGCGAAAGUCCUUUACGAGAUAUCCUAGUGUUUUAAUCUUAAUUUAAGGAAAGCAUUUAUAUUUUUUUUAUAACUUUGUAAACAACACACUUAUAAAAAAAUCAUUAAAUAAAAAAAAUCGCAAUGUACAUUAUGUAUAUAGGAUCAUCUCUUAAGAAUGGUGAUUAUAAAUUAUUGUACGAAUAUAAAAAAAUACGUUGAUGAUAUUUUUCAGAUGUAUGUGUUUGCUAAUGUCGACAAAUAAAAUUAAAUAAACCAUAAAGAUAAUUAUGGUAUGUAUUUUCUAAGAUUACUGAUAGAAACUAAAAUUUACCACAAAAUAAUAAUAAAAAUACUGCACAAAAGUUAUUGCUUAUCAAUUUAAAACCUAAUGAAUCUUCGUUUUAAGUUAUUUGCUCGUCCGAUGUCCGACCUCUAACAAAUGGCGGUUGAACACGCUACCUCGCUGCAGUACUAUAUUGUAAGGAAACGCCAAUAAAGCAAAAAUAAACUAACGUUAUGAUGGCAAAGAUUAUGAGAAAUAUUGACAGAAGCGACAAGUAUGAUCUGAUGCGUCGUACGUUCAUUCUGCCUUAAAAGUAGGUAGUAUUUGUUAUGUUAAAGAUUACAAUGAAAACCUUUAUCAUUCAAUUCACAAAAACGUCGUCCAUUGUCAUCAUCGUUUAUCAGAUUAAAACAUUGACUUGCAUAAAAUAUCUAUAAAUCUAUUUUGGGCGUGGAGUUUUCAUAAUUUAUAAUUGAA